Messenger RNA from Haplochromis burtoni (Burton's mouthbrooder), 1868 nucleotides. RefSeq names its product serine palmitoyltransferase, long chain base subunit 1 (gene sptlc1). The record is from RefSeq and is a predicted model, not a curated record. The transcript is spliced from 15 exons. Gene Ontology annotation, biological process: ceramide biosynthetic process; sphingosine biosynthetic process. Lineage: Eukaryota; Metazoa; Chordata; Actinopteri; Cichliformes; Cichlidae. Bases 47 to 1468 code for a protein of 473 amino acids. Gene Ontology annotation, molecular function: serine C-palmitoyltransferase activity; pyridoxal phosphate binding. Gene Ontology annotation, cellular component: endoplasmic reticulum.
AAUAGGGGUGUGGCGUGAUUGCGAGUGACGUUUUAGGAAGUCAAACAUGGCGACCGGACAGCAAUGGGUGUUGGUGGAAAUGGUCCAGGCGUUUUAUGAGGCUCCUGCUUACCACCUUAUUUUGGAGGGAAUCCUCAUAUUGUGGAUAAUUAGGCUUCUAUUCUCUAAGACCUACAAACUUCAUGAGACGUAUAAACUGACAGAGAAGGAAAAGGAGGAACUGAUUGAGGAAUGGCAGCCAGAGGCGCUAGUUCCUCCCGUUUCCAAAGACUAUCCCACCCUCAACUAUGAUGUUGUCACAGGACCUCCCAGCCACAAAAUCACAAUCAAUGGAAAAGACUGCAUAAACUUUGCAUCGUUCAACUUCCUGGGUCUCCUUGAUAAUGAGCGGGUUAAGCAAAAGGCUUUGGCAUCACUGAAGAAAUAUGGUGUGGGCACUUGUGGUCCAAGAGGCUUCUAUGGGACCUUUGAUGUUCACCUGGAGCUGGAAAGUCGUCUCUCCAAAUUCAUGAAAACUGAAGAGGCCAUUCUUUAUUCAUAUGGCUUUGCCACUAUUGCUAGUGCAAUACCUGCCUACUCCAAGAGGGGUGACAUCAUCUUUGUAGAUGAAGCAGCCUGUUUCGCUAUACAAAAAGGUCUUCAGGCAUCCCGCAGCUUAAUCAAGUACUUCAAACACAAUGACAUGGAGGACUUGGAGAGGUUGCUUAAGGAGCAGGAGCUAGAGGACCUGAAGAAUCCUCGCAAAGCUCGAGUGACCCGGAAGUUCAUUGUAGUGGAGGGGCUCUACAUCAACACUGCAGAUAUCUGUCCUCUGCCUGAACUGGUAAAACUCAAGUACAAAUACAAGGUGCGGAUCUUUCUUGAGGAGAGCAUGUCAUUUGGUGUUUUGGGAGACCAUGGCCGAGGAGUCACAGAACACUUUGGGGUCAAUAUAGAUGACAUUGACCUGAUAAGUGCUAACAUGGAAAAUGCUCUGGCUUCCAUCGGAGGUUUCUGCUGCGGCCGCUCCUUUGUCAUCGACCACCAGCGUCUCUCAGGUCAAGGCUACUGUUUCUCUGCCUCUCUGCCUCCCAUGCUGGCUGCUGCUGCUAUCGAGGCUCUCAACAUCUUGGAGGAGGACCCAGAUGUUUUUCGAGUCCUCAGAGAAAAGUGCAAACAUGUCUACAACGCUUUACAAGGAACGCCAGGUCUAAAGUUAGCUGGAGUUCCAGUGGCCCCAGCUCUUCACUUGGAGCUAGAGAGAAGUUCUGGUUCCAGGGAAUCUGACAUGAAGCAGCUCCGUUCAGUUGUCGAUUAUUGUAUGGAAAGACACGUGGCUCUGACCCUAGCUCGGUGUCUGGAAAAAGAGGAGCGCUUUCUUCCACCUCCCAGUAUCAGAGUGGUGGUCACCAUUGAACAAACAGAGGAAGACAUCCAGAAGGCUGUGGCUUGUAUCAGAGAGGCAGCUUCAGCACUCCUCAUAAGUUAGCAGACAUCACUGGAGCUUUAACAGAAGUCUACACCACUGGUUGGGUAAAACAACAGCUUGAUCCGCAAGAUGCGGACCGACUCGUCAGAUCUCUACUAAUGAAUGAAUGUUAAUGAUUAAUUUUCUUCCUUAUUAAUAUUGUGUCAUAUGUUCUACAUGUUGAAAGUUAGUGUGGGCCUUUCUGCUCUGAGUAAAAAUGCCCCCCAAACACUAUUAGAGAACAUUUUCAGUUAGAACUAAAGUUGAUUUCCACAAAACAAAUGACUUGUUGCCUUUCUAUUUAAUGACCAAAAAAGCCUGUUGUACUUUUUGAUUGAUUUGUGUCUGCAGUCUACUCCUACUUGAACUGUGCACAGUUGUUCCACUUUUGUAACAAAUAAAUACAGAUUUUUACACCUUG